AUGCGAAAUGCUGAUCAGGAGCUGGCUUUGCUUGAUGUGAGAUUCAACUCCCUGGAUUCACUAACUGGAAGUGACAUGCCAAUAGCUGCGUCAGGAGGAACCCUUCCCCCUGUCAGUACGUUGACUGCUCUUCACAGUUUACCACACAACCCGCACACUGUGGCCCAGCAGACCCAGAACCUCAUCAUGGCUUCCUUACCCAGCGUCAUGGCCAUAGCACCAAGUGAGUCAACCUGUCUGUCGCCCGCACUCACUAAUGGAGGAGCUUCUACAUUGGUCAUCGGCCUCGCCACGACUCAAGCUCAGAACGUUCCGGUCAUUAACAGCAUGGGCGGGAGCCUGACGACCCUUCAGCCUGUGCAGUUUCCGCAGCAACUGCAUGCCCACCACCAGCAACCAAUCAUGCAUCAGGUCCAGGGUCACAUGGCUCAGAGUUCAUUCAUGGCUACAAUGGCCCAGCUUCAAAACCCACACGCGGUGUACAGCCACAAGCCCGAACUGUCACAGUACCACACUGGCCUCUUCCCACAGACUAUGGUCUUUACAGAUGCCAGCAAUCUUAGCAGCUUGACCAGUCUCCCCAUGGCAAAGCAGGUUCUGACACUAAAUUCGGAAAGCCAGUCGGAAAACCAGAUCAAUACUUCAGUGCAACAGGUCCCCUUGCAGAAUCUGGAUGGUUCCAUUCAACAUAUCCAUCGGGUCUCUGCAAGCCCAGCCAUUACCACAGUUUCCUCAGGUAGUCUGGUCAUGUAUCAAAACACAGAGCCAACGGAUGGCCAUAGCCACCUUCUGUCACCGAGUCACAGCAGUAUAGAGACCUUCAUUCCAGCGCAGAUGUCCUCUACUGCACCGUAACCAUGCCAACCAAAGCGGACUACCUUGUAACAUGCUUUAGGCCUGGAUCAAGCUCUGAGGAAAAAGAAGGCAAGAGGAGUUAAACUGCACGUGGGCAGUUGGUUUUCAACAAAAGCC
Molecule: messenger RNA, 972 nt
Organism: Rhincodon typus (whale shark)
Lineage: Eukaryota; Metazoa; Chordata; Chondrichthyes; Orectolobiformes; Rhincodontidae
Product: hepatocyte nuclear factor 1-alpha-like
Exons: 6
Coding region: 1-855 (284 amino acids)
Biological process (GO): insulin secretion; positive regulation of DNA-templated transcription; regulation of transcription by RNA polymerase II
Cellular component (GO): nucleus
Molecular function (GO): RNA polymerase II cis-regulatory region sequence-specific DNA binding; DNA-binding transcription factor activity, RNA polymerase II-specific
Source: RefSeq, a predicted model, not a curated record